Akanthomyces muscarius is the source of this 1563-nucleotide messenger RNA. RefSeq lists its product as uncharacterized. The record is from RefSeq and is a predicted model, not a curated record. NCBI's taxonomy places the organism in Eukaryota, Fungi, Ascomycota, Sordariomycetes, Hypocreales, Cordycipitaceae. Gene Ontology annotation, molecular function: serine-type peptidase activity. Bases 1 to 1563 code for a protein of 520 amino acids. Gene Ontology annotation, biological process: proteolysis. The transcript has a single exon.
AUGGAAAACGGAGAGACAUACAGGCUACUAUAUGCGGCUCUAAAGGAGCAUGAUAGCGAUGUCGUGGCUAUUGACGACGACCUGCUGCACGAUCGGAAUGAUGCGCGCAAGCCUAAAAACGAGACAGACUAUCCCCGGGUAUUUGUCCGUGACACGUCUGUAUGGGUAUCUGAUGAGCAGGGGAAGGAAGAAAAGAUGGUCAGCGAUGGCAGCGGUACGAGUCCAUUCGACAAAGACAGAAUAUACAUCUCCCCCGACGAGCAGUAUGCUGUUGUUUGGCAGUAUAUUCCAGAGCAAGAACAUUUGAUGUAUCUGGUGGAAUCCUCACCGGUCGAUCAGCUUCAACCGAAAAUGAAAGCAAUCCAGUAUCUCAAGCCUGGUGACCGGGUGAGAAUUUACCGACCACGUUUGUUCAACUUGACGGAGCGAAAAGAAGUAUCUACCGACGACACGCUGUUUCAGAAUCCAUGGGACUUGGUGGAUAUUGGCUGGAACAGAAGUGGGAGCGAGUACAGAUUUCGAUUCAAUGAGCGCGGCCAUCAAUGCUUGCGAGUCAUUGGGGUUGGCGUUGAUGGCCAUGUCCGAGCAUUGGUGGAAGAAAGCAGCAGCACAUUCAUCGACUACUCGAGCAAGCUUUAUUCUCACCUGACUGAGGAUGAAGAUGAGAUGAUCUGGGCGAGUGAGCGCGAUGGCUGGAAUCAUCUCUACCUGUACGAUCUCGUCAAAGGGUGUCUGAAGAGCCAGAUCACCAAAGGCAAGUGGCUGGUCAAGUCUGUGGAAAGAGUGGAUGAAAAAAGCCGGCAGAUCUGGUUCAAGUGCUAUGGAAUAGUUGAAGGCCAAGACCCUUACUAUGCGCAAUUGGCGAGGAUCAAUUUCGAUGGCUCCGGCCUCACGGUGCUUACCGACGGCGAUGGAACUCAUUCUUGGAAGUGGUCUCCGGAUAAUCGCUACCUGAUCGAUAGCUGGUCCCGAGUCGACUGUCCCCCAAGAACCGUCCUGCGUACGGGCGACACCGGUACCAAAAUUAUGGUUCUUGAAGAAAGUCAGCUGGACCGCCUCAUUGACAAGAAUUGGAAUGCUGUCGAGAGAUUCUCCACCACUGGGCGCGAUGAAGCCACGAUGAUAUACGGCAUAAUUAUUCGGCCCGCAAGUUUUGACACAGGCAAGAAAUAUCCCAUCCUUGAAGAACUCUACGCGGGGCCACACAGCUACUACACCCCUAAGGGAUUUUCAGGCCUCUCUGGGUUGCGGCGUUGGGCCGACUUGGGCUACAUCGUGGUCCGUCUGGAUGGCAUGGGCACGAAUUGGCGCUCCAAAGCAUUUCAUGACGUAUGCUACAAGAACCUCCAAGACGCCGGACUUCCCGAUCGCAUUAAGUGGAUAAAGGAGGCAGCAGCAACCCGUCCGUGGAUGGACAUUGAUCGCAUCGGCGUUCACGGCAGGUCUGCUGGCGGCCAAAGUGUAGGCGCCGCGCUAAUCCAUCACGGCGACUUUUAUAAGACAGGUGCGGCAGACUGCGGGUGUCAUGACAAUCGCAAGGACAAGAUCUGGUGGAAUGAGUAG